AUGAAGCUUAGAAAGGAUGAACACUGUGAUUUUGUACACAGGAUGAUGAAUGCAAAGAAUCUGAUGUAUUAUCUAUCUACACCUUAUAGAUUAAAUACAAUGUACUGGGCAUUGAAUUCGAUGAUGAUGCUAGAUGAUCAGAGAGCAGCAGAAGCACAGUGUGAGGCUGUUUCGUAUGUGCUCAGAUGCAAAAAUACAGAUGGAGGUUUUGGAGGCAGCGAAGGAUAUCCAUCAAACAUAACAAGUACAUUUAAUGCAUUGCAGAUACUAUACAUGUGCAAGCAUCGGUAUGAAGCAAGAGAUACAGUAGAGUACAUAUGUGGACUACAACAGAGUUCUGGAUGUUUUCACAACGAUGCAUAUGGGGAAGAAGAUACAAGAAUCAAUUGUUGUGCGAUUCUGAGUCUGCAUUUGCUUUUUCUACUUGGCAAUGGAUGCUUUAAAGUGGAAAUGCUGGCAAGGCCAAUGCAUGAUAAUUACCUGAAGAAUACAGGGAUUGAUGUAAGUAUGAUUAUUGAGUAUACGUUGAAAUGCUUCAAUAGAGAUGGAGGAUUUGGAGCCAUCCCUGGUGCUGAAUCGCAUGCUGCACAGGUAUUCUGUUGUUUGAGUGUUCUGCGAUCUCUUGGAGCACUUGAAUGCAUAGAUCGUACUCGAGUGAAGAGGUUUAUUGCAAUGAGACAGACAAUAUCUGGUGGACUUGCCGGAAGAAUAAAUAAGAAAGAGGAUGUGUGCUAUUCGUUCUGGGCAUACUCAUCCGCUGUGAUGAUUGGAGAGCAGCAGAGUAUUGAUGAGGAGCAUCUUGUCAGGUUUAUUUUAUCGUGCCAGGGAAAGACUGGAGGGUUUUCUGAUCGCCCUGGUAAUGAGACUGAUUUGUAUCACCUUAUGUUUGCUCUGGCAGGGCUGUCUUUGCUAGGAUACUGUGGGAUUAAGAAGAUUGAUGCAGGAUUUGGAUUGUAG
Messenger RNA from Ordospora colligata OC4, 957 nucleotides. RefSeq names its product subunit beta of prenyltransferase. Gene Ontology annotation, cellular component: Rab-protein geranylgeranyltransferase complex. The transcript has a single exon. Lineage: Eukaryota; Fungi; Microsporidia; Ordosporidae. The record is from RefSeq and is a predicted model, not a curated record. Gene Ontology annotation, biological process: protein geranylgeranylation. Gene Ontology annotation, molecular function: Rab geranylgeranyltransferase activity. The coding region runs from base 1 to 957 and encodes 318 amino acids.